Molecule: messenger RNA, 861 nt
Organism: Erythranthe guttata (spotted monkey flower)
Lineage: Eukaryota; Viridiplantae; Streptophyta; Magnoliopsida; Lamiales; Phrymaceae
Product: glutathione S-transferase
Biological process (GO): glutathione metabolic process
Cellular component (GO): cytoplasm
Molecular function (GO): glutathione binding; glutathione transferase activity
Source: RefSeq, a predicted model, not a curated record
AUUUCAUCUCCCACAACACUUCUAAAUCAACUUCUUCUUCCAUCAAUUUCAUUAUUUUUCUGCAAAUCAAUAAAGUCUAAGUAAUGGGGAUCAAAGUCCAUGGACACCCACUUUCUCCAGCAGCAAGAAGAGUUCUUCUCUGCUUAGCUGAGAAAAAUCUCGACUAUGAAUUCGUUCUUGUCGAUCUAUCAACUGGUCAACACAAGAAGGAGCCCUUCAUUUCUAUCAAUCCUUUUGGCCAGGUACCUGGGUUUGAAGAUGGUGAUUUGACUCUCUUUGAAUCAAGGGCAAUAACGAAAUACAUAGCGCAUGCAUACGCCGACAAGGGUACCCCACUGCUGGUGGCAGAUCCGAAGAAGAUGGCGAUCAUCGGACAGUGGCUCGAGGUGGAGGCUCAGAAAUUCGACGCCGCCGGUCAAGCUCUGAGCUUCGAGAUCUUGAUCAAGCCGAUGAAGGGUAUGGCCACCGACGAAUCUGUGGUCGACAAGUUGCAGGCCCAAUUAUCGGCGGUUCUUGAUAUCUACGAGGCCCGUUUGUCCAAGUCUAAGUAUUUGGGCGGAGAGGAAUAUUCCUUGGCCGAUCUUCAUCACAUCCCCAUUAUCAGCAACUUGUUCAAGACCAAGGUUAAGCCCUUGUUCGACGCGCGCCCCCAUGUCAGCGCGUGGUGCUCGGAUCUCUUGGCCCGGCCCGCUUGGCUUAAGGUCACUGGCGCCGCUUAAUUCGAGUUGUUGUUAAUGGCAAUAUCGUGGUUUUCUGUUUGUUUUGAUUUGUUUAAUUAUGGUUAUUAUGGGGAUGAUUAUGGUGGGCUAUUAUUGUUGCUCCACAUUCCCCAAAUAAAAAAAACAAAUCCUUUUUUUUUUC